Quercus robur (English oak) is the source of this 1835-nucleotide messenger RNA. Its product is annotated as protein phosphatase 2C 51-like. Gene Ontology annotation, cellular component: nucleus; cytosol. The coding region runs from base 21 to 773 and encodes 250 amino acids. The transcript is spliced from 3 exons. NCBI's taxonomy places the organism in Eukaryota, Viridiplantae, Streptophyta, Magnoliopsida, Fagales, Fagaceae. Gene Ontology annotation, molecular function: cation binding; protein serine/threonine phosphatase activity. Gene Ontology annotation, biological process: protein dephosphorylation. The record is from RefSeq and is a predicted model, not a curated record.
AUUUACGCUAUAAAAAAAAAAUGAGGUUGAUAGAGGCUUCGAAGCUUCACGUUGAUGGGCCAGUGGGAAUGAAUCUCGGGAGAAUGACGUCGGAUUCCGGGGCCAUGAGUCAGAUCACGGUGACGAGGAGAAGAAUCAAAGUCCGGCGGCUGAAGUACACGUGUCGAACGAAGAAAACAUCAUCAUCGGAGGAGGAGGAUGUUGGUGAUUCGGUGAAGGUGUCAUUGUCUGCGUCUUCUUCGGAGAAAGAAGAGGUGGUAUUGUUGUACGGUUCGGUUUCUGUUAUAGGGAGGAGGAAAGAGAUGGAAGAUGCGGUGAGAGCUGAACUAGGAGUUAUGAACAAAAAAGGUAGCGGUGGAGGUGGUGUUGGAGGAAAGUACGAUUUUUUCGGAGUGUACGAUGGGCAUGGAGGUUGCCACGUGGCGAGGGCUUGUAGUGAAGGGCUGCAUGGGAUUUUGGUGGAGGAGGGAGGUGAGAGUAGUAGUGAAGAGUUAGAAGGGUUAUCGGAGUAUUGGGAGAGAGUGAUGGAAGGUUGUUUUGGUAAAAUGGAUGGGGAGGUGGUAGGUGGUGGUGUGGGGAGGACAGUGGGGUCCACGGCGGUUGUGGCUGUGGUGGGAGGGGAGGAGCUUGUGGUUUCUAACUGUGGGGAUUGUAGGGCUGUCUUUUUUAGUGGUGGUGUGGCUUUGGCCUUGUAUCGUGAUCAUAAGCCGAUAAAGGUAAUCGUAAAUGUGCACACAGAGAUGGAUGGAGAGAGAUUAAGAGAGGAAUUCUAGGACUGUCAAACUACUACCAUGUCAAAUCAUCACCCACCUUCAACCCUGCCUCUUGACACCUUCAUAUACUGCAAGAACCACUACCAGUACAGGCCGACAACUGUUCACAACUGCUUAUGCUUCACUGUCAUCAUUCUUUUGAACCCUUGGAAGGGUGAGCUUCAGUAAUUUGAAAUAAAAUGAUUUAGAAAGAAAAUAAAGUUUUUCACUUACCAAAAAAAAGGAAAGAAGAUAAGGUUUUAGUCAAUAGGCUUUCUAUGUUGCUCCUAUGGUCAUAAGGCUAAUCUUCAUUUUCCAAUAUUCAAACUAACAUUAUUGCUGCUGUGUGCUGCUAUACUAAGGCCUGGUGCUGCUGUUUGUGAAAUUUUUUUGUUGUUGUUGUACAUGCUAAUAUGCAUUAUGCUUCUAUUGUACUUAGUGUUAGCUGUAUUGUGAUAAUUGGUAAUUGUUGGCAUUCUAGGAAUUGAUGCAAAGUCCAGGAUGUUUUGGUAGUUAUUGGCAGAUUCUUAAAAAAGCACUUAGUGAGAAAUAUUAACAUAGGCUGUGUUUGUUUGCUUCACGUUAAUAGAAGGUUGCAAGGAAAUUCAAAUGUUAAUAAAAAGUUGGCCUCUUAAAAGUGUGCCACCUCAGCUUUAGAGUCUUCACAAUUUUACACCUCAACAAUAUUUUUAAUUUUUAUUUUUAGCACGGUAUUUUAGUUAAAUAUUUUACUUAGUUUGAACUUAGAACUACUUUGAACCCGAUAAUGCACUCCCCCUCUCUCUAUCUCUGUAACCUCAAUAGGCUAUGGUUGCUACCGUGAUUUCAAAUAUCUCUAAUAGCAACCUCUGAGGACAACCAUCCAAAGGCAAGAUGGAAUGUGGGGUACCGCUGCAAGUGUUGCCUUGAAAAGAAAAGACUGCAGUUGAUUCAAAUGCUCCAGCUACUGCUUGCAGUGCACACAAGACUGAGACAAGGUUGAUGAAUAACUUUAUAUGUAAUAACAUUAUAACCUUAUUUCACAAAGUUCAAGGUCCUUAAUGUUUUUCUUUUAAUAUGUUUUUUAUUUAUUUAUUUAAAUGG